Messenger RNA from Myiozetetes cayanensis, 13090 nucleotides. It is a transcript of the gene TNRC6C, whose product is annotated as trinucleotide repeat containing adaptor 6C. Gene Ontology annotation, cellular component: nucleoplasm; P-body. Bases 1534 to 7347 code for a protein of 1937 amino acids. Lineage: Eukaryota; Metazoa; Chordata; Aves; Passeriformes; Tyrannidae. Gene Ontology annotation, biological process: positive regulation of nuclear-transcribed mRNA poly(A) tail shortening; miRNA-mediated post-transcriptional gene silencing. Gene Ontology annotation, molecular function: protein binding; RNA binding. The transcript is spliced from 23 exons. The record is from RefSeq and is a predicted model, not a curated record.
AGCGGCAGCGGCUCCUCUGCUCCCCAGGGCGGCACCGGCACCGGCGGCGGCGCGGAGGAGCGGGGGACCGGCCCGCCAGCACUGAGCACCCCCAACAACCCCCUCCCCUCCCCGGCACCGCCUUGCCCUGCGAGCGGACGGAGGCGAGAGCGAGCGCGGGAGGAGAGACGGCGAAGAGGCGCUGCGCCCCCUCCCCCGCCCCCAACGCCCCGGCGGACCGACCGACCCUGCCCGAGGCGCUGCUGCGGCUCCCCGGGGACGCGCCGCCGCCUCCCCGCCGACCUCCCCCCCCGGGUCCCGGCUGCUCCCGCCGCCCACCCGGAUCCCCGCCGGAUCCCUGCGGAGGACACGGAGAGAGCCGCGGGAUCCCCCGCCCCGCGCGCCCGCCCGCGGACCCCGCUGCGAGCACAGACUGUCGGGUUUCCCCCGCUCCCUCCUCCCUCCGCGAAAGACUUUUUGCUGGAUCCUCCUCCCCGGAUCCCCCUCCCCGCGCUCGCUCCUUCCUGCGGGAGCGGCCGCCGGAUCCUCCUUCCCGGCCCGGAUCGCCCGCGGGGUCCCUGCGGAGCCGCGGACCCUCCUCCCCUGGCAGAGACACCGCUGGAUCCUCCGCCCCCCCGGAGCUCCCGGCGGGAUCCUCCUCCCGCCCGCAGCCCCAUGUGAGACUCCGCGUUCCCCCCCGGUGGCUCCGCCGUGGUGUUUUAUUUUUCGCUCUCCCCCCCUCCUCCCUCUUUUAUUUUGAAGGGGGGAUCCAUCUUAAAACUCUCUCUCUCUCUCUCUUUUUUAUUUUUUUUUUUUCUCUUCUGGAUUCCGGUUUCUCUUUUUUGAUUUGCACUUUUUGAAAAAGCCCUCAGAUGCUCCUCCAUGUGGACUGAGAACCCAUCAAGGCACACACAGCACGAGAACUCAUCCCGAUCAACUCCAAAUCCUGGCUUUUCGUGGGUUUUGCUGCAACACAUAAAAGCAAACUUGUAUUUAAGACACACUCGUGCAAAAAUUUAGCUGGGGACUUGAACGUGUAUUUUUGUCUUGGUUUCUUGGUCUUGGUUACAUAUAUUUUUUUUGGUUUUUAUUUUUGCUUCACUGGAAGUCAAAAGCUUGUUUUGGAAUUGGACCUGCUUUUGCUGCACUUCUCCUCUGGGCUGGAUAACACUGAAGCUCUUUGCUUUUCUACUUGGAUAGUGUUUUCCUGUUGAUCUGUUUUGUUUUUUUUUUUUUUCAUCUCCUGUGUGGCAGACUUCUUUUUUUUUCUGAGGGGGGUAAACAAACGACAACAACAAAAAAAAACUUAAUUUUUUUGGCCGUGUGAGAUUUUUUUCGUAUUCAGAUUCGUGAAAUUACGGGUACACUUACAAAAAAAUUUAAAAAAGAAGCAUUAAAAAUAAGAAAGGAACACGUCAGAAAGACCCCUACACGAUAGACAAAAAUACUCACUUGUUUCCUUACAGCAAGACUGAAUCGAAAGCUGCCAAAGAGCCCCAUAAAGAAAAGACUAAAAGGGAGAAAGAACAAGAAACACAAGAAGAGGAACAUUUGAUGGAAGAAAAGAAAAAGAAAAAGCAGGAAGAAAAGAAAAAGAAGGAAGGUGCUCAGAAAAAGGCUGCUGAACAAAAAACCAAAGUGCCAGAACCUAUUAAGACCAGUUUAAGCCAGCCCCAACCUGCCGGUACCGGUACCAGUACUUCCACCAGCACUAUUACCAACAGCAGCAAUGGCAAGCGCACGUCUGCCAACGGGCAGCAGCCGGCUGCGUCCCGAUACCUGCCUCGAGAGGUGCCUCCACGCUUCCGCCAGCAAGAACAGAAGCAGCUCCUAAAGCGGGGGCAGCCACUGCCCGCCGGGACUCUGAGCGGCACCAGCCCCGCGCCAGGCGCGGCGCCAGCAGGGGCCAGUCCUCCUCCGCAGCAGGGAGCGGGUGGACAGCAUCAUCCCAGUAAGACCCAACCAGAUCUCAGCCACAGUGGAUUGGGAGACCAUUAUGAGAAUUCCCACUGGGGACAGCAGCCCGCUUUCAGGAGUGAAGGCAACUGCAGCUGGGAUAAAGUGAUAAUAGACAGGACUGACAAGGAAGCGUGGCCUUCCAUAACCGGAGCUGAGACUGAGUCUGCCUCAGAAUGUACUACAGACACUGACUCUGCCUCCAACUGUGGCUCAGAGAACAGUAGCAUGGCUACAGGGAGUGCCCAAGGCAACUUCACUGGACAUACAAAGAAAACUAAUGGCAAUAAUGGCGCCAACGGAGCACUCGUCCAAAGCACUUCUAACCAGAGUGCCCUUGGAGCUGGUGGAGCAAACGGCAACGGCAGCUCGGCCAGGGUGUGGGGGGUGGCUGCAGGCUCCAGCUCUGGCCUAGCUCACUGCUCUGCCAGUGGUGGGGAUGGAAAGAUGGACAACAUGAUGGGAGACGGUAGAAGUCAGAACUGCUGGGGUGCUUCCAACUCGAAUGCUGGCAUUAAUCUUAACCUUAACCCUAAUGCCAAUCCAGCUGCCUGGCCUGUACUUGGACAUGAAGGAACUGUGGGAGCAGGCAACCCUUCCAGUAUUUGCAGUCCAGUCAGUGCCAUAGGUCAGAACAUGGGCAACCAGAAUGGGAACCCAACAGGCACCUUGGGUGCUUGGGGAAACUUGCUGCCGCAAGAGAGCACAGAACCACAAACGUCCACUUCUCAGAAUGUGUCUUUCAGCGUACAACCUCAGAACCUUAACACUGAUGGACCAAAUAACACUAACCCCAUGAACUCUUCACCAAACCCUAUCAAUGCAAUGCAGACAAACGGACUGCCGAACUGGGGGAUGGCUGUUGGCAUGGGGGCCAUCAUCCCGCCCCACCUGCAAGGCCUUCCUGGUGCUAACGGAACAUCGGUUUCUCAAGUCAGCGGGGGCAGUGGUGAAGGAAUGGGCAGUUCAGUGUGGGGGAUGUCCCCAGGUAAUCCUGCCACAGGAAACAGCAAUUCUGGGUUCAGUCAGGGGAAUGGAGACACUGUGAACUCAGCAUUAAGUGCUAAACAAAACGGAUCCAGCAGUGCUGUGCAAAAGGAAGGAAACGGAGCGAACGCGUGGGAUUCGGGGCCUCCGUCCGGUCCCGGGGUCCUGGCGUGGGGCAGGGGCGGUGGCAGCAGCGGUGUUGGUGGUGUGCAUUCUGGAGCUUGGGGCCACCCCAACCGUAACACCAGCAACGGUGUCAACGGGGAGUGGGGCAAGCCCCCAAACCAGCAUUCCAAUAGCGACAUCAAUGGGAAAGGAUCAACAGGGUGGGAUAGCUCUAGUGUUACCAGUCCGAACCCUGCCAUGCAGCAGGGCAAUGAACAAAUGAACUCUUGGGCCAAAGCUGCAGCAUCUGGCACCACGGCUAGUGAAGGAAGCAAUGACAGCGGUGGGAGUCAAAAUGAAGGCAGUACUGGGAGGGAGGGGGCUGGAGAGGGCAGGAGGAGAGACAAAGGGAUGAUAGACCAAGGGCAAGUUCAGUUGCCAAGAAAUGACCUUGACCCCAGGGUCCUGUCCAAUACGGGGUGGGGACAGACCCCUGUAAAGCAAAACACUGCCUGGGAAUUUGAAGAGUCCCCAAGGUCUGAACGGAAGAAUGACAAUGGAACAGAGGCCUGGGGUUGUGCAGCUACUCAAUCUUCAAACUCAGGGGGGAAGAACGAUGGGUCCAUCAUGAACAGUACAAAUACCUCUUCAGUAUCUGGGUGGGUCAACUCUCCACCGGCAGCUGUUCCAACAAAUACAGGUUGGGGAGACAAUAACAACAAAGCACCAAAUGGCCCGGGGGGGUGGGGAGAGUCAGCAAGCUCUACUACUGUUAAUAAUGCUGCUGCUGCCAAAAGCGGCCACGCUUGGAGUGGGACCGCAAAUCAGGAGGACAAAUCACCUACCUGGGGUGAACCUCAGAAACCCAAAUCUCAAAACUGGGGAGAUGGACAGAAAUCAAAUCCAAGCUGGACUUCAGGAGGUGGAGACUGGACAGAUUCAUCAUCUGUUCCUGGACACUUGGGUGAUGGGAAGAAGAAUGGAUCUGGAUGGGAUUCUGACAAUAGAUCGGGGUCUGGCUGGAAUGAUUCUGCAAGGUCUGGGACCAGUGGGUGGGGAAAUGGCACAAACAGCAAGGCUAAUACAGGUACAAGUUGGGGGGAAUCUUUAAAGCCGGGCCCCCAACAAAAUUGGGCUAAUAAACCCCAGGACAACAAUGUGAGUAACUGGGGAGGAGCUGCUUCUGUAAAACAGACGGGGUCAGGGUGGGUUGGUGGGCCAGUGCCAGCCAAACAAAAAGAGAACUGUGAGGCAACUGGCUGGGAAGAGCCAUCGCCACCGUCCAUUCGCCGCAAGAUGGAAAUCGAUGAUGGUACCUCAGCUUGGGGCGACCCAAAUUACAACAACAACAAGACUGUAAACAUGUGGGAUAGAAAUAAUCCUAUAAUUCAGAGCAGUACCACAACCAACACCACCACCACUAGCACCAUUAUCAACACCAACAUGGUUGAACCUCAGCCAUCGCACCAGUCAAGUGCCCAGCCGAACCGGUCCCCGCUGCUUGGCCCAGCAGGCUGGGGAGAGAUGCCUGCUGUCCACACAAAGACCGAAGCUUCUUGGGGAGAGCCCUCGUCCCCUUCUGCUGCAGUUGAUAAUGGCACUUCGGCGUGGGGGAAACCCCCCAGCAGUGGGACCGGGUGGGGAGAGAAUCCUGCCGAGCCGGCAGGGACAUACGGAAGAACAAACGCUCCAGCUGCUGCCCCAGCACUGUGCAAACCAGCUUCAAAAUCUAUGCAAGAAGGCUGGGGCAGUGGUGGGGAUGAAGUGAAUCUCAGUACUAGUCAGUGGGAAGAUGAAGAAGGAGAUAUGUGGAAUAAUACUGCUUCACAAGAGAGCAGCUCCUCCUGUAAUUCCUGGGGGAAUGCCCCGAAGAAAGGACUUCAAAAGGGCAUGAAGACAUCUAGCAAGCAGGAUGAGGCCUGGAUCAUGAACCGUCUGAUAAAACAGCUCACAGACAUGGGCUUCCCUAGAGAGCCAGCGGAAGAGGCCUUGAAGAGCAACAGUAUGAAUCUCGAUCAGGCCAUGAGUGCUCUGCUGGAAAAGAAGGUGGAAAUGGACAAGCGUGGAAUGGGAGUGACCGACUAUAAUGGAAUGGUCACCAAACCCCUUGGCUGCCGCCCACCACCAAUCUCCAAAGAGUCUUCCAUGGACCGCCCCACCUUCCUUGACAAGCUCACCCUUUCUUUCUCCAAUCAGGAUGGCGGCCUAGUGGAAGAGCCCACUACUUCACCAUUUUUGCCUUCACCAAGCCUGAAGCUCCCCCUUUCAAACAGUGCACUCCCUAAUCAGACCCUGGGCGGGAUUGCCUCAGGGCUGGGCAUGCAAAACUUGAAUUCUUCUAGACAGAUACCGAGUGGCAAUCUGGGUAUGUUUGGCAAUAGCGGAGCAGCACAAGCCAGGACCAUGCAACAGCCGCAGCAACCGCCAGUGCAACCUCUUAAUUCAUCCCAGCCUAGUCUUCGUGCUCAAGUGCCUCAGUUUCUAUCCCCUCAGGUUCAAGCACAGCUUUUGCAGUUUGCAGCAAAAAACAUUGGUCUCAGCCCUGCACAGUUAACCUCGCCAAUUAAUAAUCCUCAGCAUAUGACGAUGUUGAACCAGCUCUAUCAGCUGCAGCUGGCGUACCAACGUUUACAAAUCCAGCAGCAGAUGUUACAGGCUCAGCGUAAUGUUUCCGGACCCAUGAGACAACAGGAGCAGCAAGUUGCACGUACAAUCAAUAACAUGCAGCAGCAGAUCCAGCAGCACCAGCGCCAGCUGGCCCAGGCCCUGCUUAUGAAGCAGCAGCCUCCCCCUCCACAUCUAUCUUUGCACCCCUCUGCAGGCAAAUCAGCCAUGGAUAGCUUUUCACCCCAUCCCCAGGCUCCCGGCCUACCUGACCUGCAGACCAAAGAGCAACAGUCUUCACCGAACACCUUUGCUCCUUACCCUCUUGCUGGACUGAACCCGAACAUGAAUGUAAAUAACAUGGACAUUACUGGUGGUUUGUCAGUGAAGGACACUUCUCAGUCCCAGUCUCGCCUUCCUCAGUGGACACACCCCAACUCUAUGGAUAAUCUGUCUAGUGCUGCUUCUUCUCUUGACCAGAACUCCAGCAAGCACGGUGCUAUACCUGGAGGUUUAAGUAUUGGUCCUCCAGGAAAGUCCUCCAUUGAUGACUCCUAUGGCCGGUAUGACCUGAUUCAGAACAGUGAGUCUCCUGCCAGCCCACCCGUAGCUGUUCCUCACAGCUGGUCACGUGCCAAAUCCGAUAGUGAUAAGAUUUCCAAUGGCUCCAGCAUAAACUGGCCACCAGAGUUUCAUCCAGGAGUGCCAUGGAAAGGACUGCAGAAUAUUGAUCCUGAAAAUGACCCCGAUGUCACUCCUGGAAGUGUUCCAACUGGGCCUACCAUAAACACCACGAUACAAGAUGUUAAUCGCUAUCUCCUCAAGAGUGGAGGGUCAUCCCCAACAUCAUCUCAGAAUGCCACGCUGCCUUCAUCGAGUGCCUGGCCGCUUAGUGCCUCCGGCUACAGUAGCUCUUUCAGCAGCAUUGCAUCUGCACCUAGCAUUGCAGGUAAACUGUCAGACAUCAAGUCCACGUGGUCCUCUGGCCCGAUCUCUCACACACAAGCCUCUCUGUCCCACGAACUCUGGAAGGUACCCAGAAACACUACGGCUCCGACGAGACCCCCUCCAGGCUUAACCAACACCAAGCCAUCAUCCACGUGGGGAGCCAGUCCCCUGGGCUGGACCAGCUCUUACUCCUCUGGUUCUGCAUGGAGUACUGACAGCUCAGGGAGAACAAGCAGCUGGCUGGUUCUUCGGAACCUCACCCCCCAGAUUGAUGGUUCCACACUGCGGACACUGUGUUUGCAACACGGCCCUCUCAUAACAUUCCACUUGAACCUGACACAAGGGAAUGCUGUGGUCCGAUACAGUUCCAAGGAGGAAGCAGCCAAGGCCCAGAAGUCUCUGCACAUGUGUGUCCUGGGAAACACUACCAUCCUGGCCGAGUUUGCUGGUGAGGAAGAAGUGAACCGUUUCCUAGCGCAGGGCCAGGCGCUGCCGCCCACCUCCAGCUGGCAGUCCAACACUGGAUCCACCCAGACCCGCCUGGGCUCCUCCGGCAGCUCCCACGGCCUGGUGCGCCCCGACACCGGCCACUGGAACCCCCCCUGCCUGGGGGGCAAGGGCAGCAGCGACCUGCUGUGGGGAGGGGUCCCCCAGUACUCCAGCAGCCUUUGGGGACCCCCCAGCGCCGACGACGGCAGAGUCAUCGGGAGCCCCACGCCUCUGAAUACUCUCCUCCCAGGGGAUCUUCUCAGCGGGGAGUCCAUCUAGGAAACGAGAGAGAAAACAAAAUGGAAAUAACAAUCAUCAGCACUAAAGGAAAAAAAAAAAUUAAAAAAAAAAAAAAUUUAAAAAAAAAAAAAAAAAAGAAUUGUAACCCUUUCCAGUCCCGGGCUUGAUGAAGAAUCCAGCUUUAACCCAUGAGACUGGCAGCCCUCCUUAGUACCUCUGUCCAAUAUCGAAUCCGAAACUGCAGAAGUCCUUGUGAACUGUUCCUGAAACAGUAUGGGCUCCUUUUUGGUCAGUGUCACAUGCUAAUGACAGGUUUUAUUGUUUGGUUGUUUUUUUUUUUCAUGGCUUUUUUGUUUUAUGUUGUCUUUUUAUGUUUGUAUGGUGAUUUUUUUUUUUUUUUUCAAAACCAAGUAUAAAAGCUGCUUAGAAUAGGUCUAUCAUGAAGGGCACUUUUCAGAAUUUGGGCUGGAAAGGGUUAUUUUAUCAACUUGGGGCGGGGAGGGGAGGGUGGGAAGGGGAAAUGAAAGCCUAUUUAAAUGAGCCUGUGACUAUUAUGCACAUUACAGAGGCGGACCCAAUAAUCAGAAAGGGUGAAGUGUGAUAUUUACCAUUGGUACAGAAAAGUGACGAAUCCAAGUGGGAACUAUGGACUGUACAGGUUGAGUUGGGGUGGGGAGGGAGGGCAGGGUUGGGGUAUCUCUGUGUCCACUACUCCCAUGGAUCUGCCUAUGCACAUUGCCCUUGUUUCAUUACUUUUUCAUGUCAUUUUUUUAAUCCCAAAAAUAUUAAAAAAAAAAAAGGUAAAAAAAAAUUUAAAAAAAAUUAACAAAGAAACAAAAAAAAAAUUAAAAAAAAAAAAAAAAGGCAACAAACCAUAUCAACAUGCAAAUACUUGAAUCCAGCAGGCCAAUAACAAAAUGUGAACACUUUCUGAGUUGAAUUAUUACACUUCCAGGUCAGCAUCAGUACACAAAAAACAGGCUCUAAGAAUUUUUUUUUUUUUUUAAAAAAAGUUCAGACUCUAUGUUUUUGUUGGGACAUAUGUGAGUGUGCCUCUGUGUGUGAGUGUGUGAGUGUGUGUGCCCACGUGUGGUUUAACUCAACGUGUGAAGUUUUUCCUUUGAUUCAGUAUAUGCUUUUUAUUUGCUCAUUGGUCAAAUGUUUAAUUGUUAUUAGCUUCUAACUUUGCACUGAGUGUCCGCAGCCCUUCUUGUAGCUAAUCCUGUAAUGGUAAAAAACAACAAAAAAAAAAAAAGGACAAAAAAAAGGAAAAAAAAAAAAAAGAAAGAAAAAAAAAAAAAGGAAAGAAACUGAUAGAAGGGGCCGGCGACAAUUCAUGUGUAAAUGUUUACUCAAGGACUCUUAUUGCAUUUUAAAAAUUACAGUGUGUAUCUCUGGAGAAUAAUAUGUAUAUCUACCUUUAGCGGCUUUUUAUUGUGGACUAAUGCAAGAAAAUUAUUACCGGAGUAUUGCACCAUUUUUCCAUUCGGAAUAUAAAGUUUAAAAAAAAAAAAUACUCUUGUUGAACUGUGGCCAUAGAUAAUUGUAAAGAGUUGAUAGUUCCCUUGCAAGCAGGAACAGAAACAAGCACUUGGACAUAAGUUUUGACUGCUUUUGGAGGAGCCAGGAGUUUUGGCUCCCACCUGUUUACAGACCUUUUUUUUCUCUCCUUCAAACUUUAAAAUAAAAAAAGGAAUUACAAAAAAAAAAAAAAAAAAACACAAAAAAAAAAAAAAAAAAAAAAAAAAAAAGACUUCCAUCGUAAAGAAAAACUAUUUUCAGAAUGAAGAUAUGCUACUUCAGAGCUCUGGGAUUGAACAGUGUUGUUGUAUUAUCCUUUUCUUUGGCCAUUGCUGUGUACUAUUUUUGUUGUUGUUUUCCUCCUCUUCGUCAAAGUGGCGAAAACUUUGUGAUCACUAUCUUGCACAUGGUGGAAGAUGUCUCAGGAAAGCCGGGUUUCCCGAGGAGCAACUCCACACCAUUUCAUGUAUUUUUAAAACCCAACUCCUAGCACUGAAGAUAUUAUUAAAAAACAAAAUAAAAUAAAAAAAAAGACAGUAAGAAAGAAGAAAAAUACCUAAUCUAAUGUGUAGCAGUUACAUAUUUACCAAAUAAUGGACUCAAAAGAAAUAGAUGUUUGAAGAGUGCUUUAUAUAUUAAAAAAUCGCUUUAUGUUUAAAAAAAAAAGAUCAAUGUUUUUGAUUGUUUUGAAAGGAAGAAAGACAAUGGAAUAACAUACACUUCAAGUAUGUUUUAAAAAUUAUAUGAACAUUGUGCUCCCUGCCUGCUUGGAUCAGGAAACUUGUGCAUUACUUUUUUUUUUUUUUUUUUUUUUUGAAGAUUAGCUUUUUAAUGGUUUUAUCAGAUUUAAAGGGUCCUGCAAGAUUGCAAAUUAACAAAAGCUGGUUUUAUAGAGGAUCAUGAACUAUGCACAAACUGGGUUCAAGACUUGUUUUUUUUUUCCUCAAGUUUUAGUAGUGUAUUUAGCUGAAUAACCUUUCCUCAGAGUAAUUGCAUCUCAUUGCCAUUACACGCCUGUUACAUAUAUAUUUUAUAUAUAUAUACACACACACACUUAUAUAAAAUAUGUAUGUGUGUAUGUGCGUGUUUACAUACAAUUUUCCAUGCUGAAGUUUAGCAUUGAGUUGUAGAAAAACUCCUGAUAUUUUCAAAUUGGGAAUGAAAAGUUAUGUUGGAGGGUGGGGUGGGUUUUGUUUUGGGGCUUUUUUUGGUUUUGUUUUGGGGGUUUUUUUUUGCCUUUUCCUUUUGAAUUAAAGAUGUCUGUAACUCUGAGAUUAAAAAGAAAACCAACAAUUGUGGCUUUUAAUGUUUAUUCUCCUCAUAGAAUGUGAUUGUUAAAGAACAUGCACCGAAAGUUGCUUUCAAGAGUACGAAGAUUCUUUGAAACUUAAUAAAUUGCAGUUUUUUCUUGGCUGUUGAAAUAAUGUGUAUUUUUCUUUUAUGCAGGGGAUACUAAAAAUAUAUAUAUAUAUAUAUAUAUAGUUGAAUCUGUUAAGGUAUUUCAUGAAGAAGUUUAACUCUUUCACUUUGAAUGAGGAUGACGUGUAAGCCAGGAAAGCCCCUCCUGUGGUCGCUCCCUCUGCUUGUUGGUGACACCCUCAUGAGCUUGUUCCAUGAACGCUUUGCACAUCACAUCCAAAAGCACUGCACAAGCAGCAGUAACCAUUCUUGUGUUAAAAUUCUGUUUUUAUCAUUUUUUCCAUGUCUUCAGUAACGUAGCUGAAUCGUUAGCCCUGUGAACGCAGCGAGGCUGGAGAUGACUCUCCUGCUCCAUCGUUCCAGAGCCUCCCAGUUUCUGGAUGUCUCUAAAUGGCCUGUAAAAUCUUUGAGGUGAGCAAAUAGCCCGUGAAUAGGGUAGGAACACCAAAAUAUUUUCAUGUUUGGCCUUUCAGGGCUUGGCUUGAGGAAGGUGUUUGCAUUGGUAACCACUCCAAGGUCCCUUUACCCCGACCAUGCCAACCUGAGGCACAGGAGACGAAGGGCCAGGGAUUCCUGGGGAGAUUCCAGCCUGGCUCCAUCUCCCUCAUCUGAACUUGAGUAAAUGCUCUCCUCCCACCUCCACCAAACCAGUUCCUGACCUUCAGUGGCCAUGGGGCAGCUGGUGCUCAAUGUGAUGAUGUACAGCAGGGCUGGCCCUGGGUCUCGAGGGGUGUGAGUUUGUACUGCUGAAACUCAUUUCCCCAGUCCAUUUGAGAAGGAAAAAGCUAAUAUGGACAGCUGGAUUAAUUAAAAAAUUGGUUCCCAGUCCUGAAUAACCACCUGUGCUGUCCCAGGGAUUGUCCAUAAACCGUAAUUCCGUAAGAAAGACCCAUGGGGCAGGGGGCUCCCAAGCAACUUGAGAGUUGCAGUUUGCUGGCAGGUAUGAUACAGUUUAAAAUACCCAAAUUCAGCUUUGGGGGUAACUUCUGUUACUGAAACAGAUAAAGAACCCUGUCUGAAGCCUGUUCUCUCAAUUUUACUGAUCUGGCCCCAAAGUUGCACAGCUCUUUUUUACUGCUUUCCUUCCCACCUCCUUAUUUUUUAUCUCUUCCAGUGGUUUCUAAUGAAACUCUUGGAAGAGAGUUUCCUUCUCUUUUCCUUCCUUGGUUCUUUUUUAGUUUUGCUUUUUGUUGGGCAUUUUUUCCUUGGCAAGGAGGGCUUUCGGUUCUGGUGACUUCAGGUUUUGUUGCCAAGACAUCAAAGUCCCUUAUGAAGUCGGAUAUUUCAGUCUUCCAUGGGGUUGGCAGUGAUGGCUUUUUGUAAAUCAAAUGCACUCUCAAUAUUUAGCAUCCCCUGGUAUAUUAAAGGGAAUACAGCUUUUGACCAAAUCUUUUACUGUCAGCAUAGCUCUUUAUUUUCACUGUCAUUCUUCUGCUUCAGUACUAUUCAGUAUUUCUCAAACUGUAAUGAAAGCUCCUGAUGAUCAGGAUUCGCCCUGUGGCCCCAGAAUCUUUACAAGAAAAGAUUUUUUAACAAUUUGUGUUUUUUCUGUAUAUUGCAUUUGCUGUACCCUCCAUGGCACCUUCACUGCAUGGCUCCCUGUCUUUAGACCAGGAGAAUUUCUGUUUCCUGAGUGGUCUGAAACUGUCAAACUUCUUCUUAGUUCCUUGUCUAGUUUGUGGGUGGCACUGGCAGAGCAGAUGUGUUUUUUUGCUUUUUCUGCUCCAGAAAUAUAUUAUUGUUCUUGCUAAUUCAAUAUAUGAUUGUGUACGUGAAGGAGCUUUUUAAUUAAAAAAAAAAAAAUAUGUAUAUGGAUAUCUGUAUAUGUUAAGAAUUAUUGGAGUUGGAAGAGCCUGGAAAUGGAAUUGGAAAACCCUUUAGGAUUUGGGUUGUGGGCAGCUACAGUGUGGAGCAGAUCCAAGCCGAUCCAAGGUUGCCGUGGUGACGGAUCCUCUGAUGCUGCCCAUGAACUGCUGCUGAGUCCCCGCUGCCCGGUGCCAGCUGUGCCCCUGUGUCACUGUAUUGAUGCUGAAUGUACAAUCUCAAGUCCUGUAUAGCCAGUUUCAGGGAAGGGGAGCUCUGGAAAAAUGGGAUGUGGAGCUCAAAGGAACUCUUGGUGUAAACUGCCCGGAUGCCUGGCGUCCACCGCCUUCCGCAGCGCCCCGAGGGAAACGGCAGCUCCCGAAACGCCUGGAAGCGUCUGUGGCUCACUUAGCAGGAUCAGAAGGAGAUGCCCAGGACGUGUCAGCUCCCUGCAGGUCUCCUGGACUGUCUCACCCAGGUCCUUGUGCCGCUUCCGAGGCGGCGACGUGCCCGUGAAACCUUAACGGCCGCGGGAGCAGCCCAACUUCUGUCCUCUCACAUUCCCCCUCCUUCCCGAGGGGUCUCUUCCACAAAUGUGCUCUUGGAAUUCGGGAGAGGCGCCUCCAACACUCAUCCACACUGUAGCUUUCCUGAGGGAGGACGGACUAACGUGCCCAUGUUCUAGUGGGGUCUAGGUGUCUUCCUCCAGCGGAUACACCAAUCGCUCAGGUUAACUAUUGCUGCAAGUUGCCAGACUCCAUCCUCCAGCACCAGUCCAGCCUCUGCAGAGACAGUCCAGCUGACCAUCAAAUGACCAUUUUAACCCCUCAUGCUCCCACUGUUUCCUUCUCUCUAAUGAAGGUGUUUCAUUAGACGUGAAUAUGACACUUUGUCCUCUGUGUGUGUGCCCCUGGUGUUUGCUUUUUACUGUCCGAUGCAUUGGAAACGAGUUGCUUGUAAAUUUUCUCUUGAUGAAAACGUGGUCCCAGUGCAAGUCAUGAUUUCAGGGUUAUUAAAAUAAUGUUGCGAAACACAACAA